This is a messenger RNA of Paramecium tetraurelia, 735 nucleotides long. RefSeq lists its product as uncharacterized. Gene Ontology annotation, biological process: negative regulation of MAPK cascade; protein dephosphorylation. The transcript has 2 exons. Lineage: Eukaryota; Ciliophora; Oligohymenophorea; Peniculida; Parameciidae. Gene Ontology annotation, molecular function: protein tyrosine/threonine phosphatase activity; MAP kinase tyrosine/serine/threonine phosphatase activity. The record is from RefSeq and is a predicted model, not a curated record. Gene Ontology annotation, cellular component: cytoplasm.
AUGUCAAUGAUAACUGAUCCAUUCUCAAGAAGCAUUGUCUCAACCACAUUCCCAAUUGAGGAUCUUAAAUUCGUGUAUUCUGUACCUCAAAUAGUGGAUCCAGAUCCAAUGACCUGCAUAGUGGAAUAAACAGCACAUGAAGAGGGAGCAAUUUAUGUAGGAGGAUAUGAAGGAGCCAAAGAUCUUGAAACCUUAAAACGAUUAAAGAUCAGAGCUGUGUUAACUGCAAGUCAAGAGACAGCUGUUUAAUAUUCAGAUCUUAUUGUUUAAUUUCAUCACGUGAUUUAAGCACAUGAUAAGGAUGACUAUAACAUUUUACAAUUCGCUGAUUAGACCUUUGAUUUUAUAGAGCGUCAUCGAAAGCAUACGAAUAUAUUGGUUCAUUGUUUUUUGGGGAUAAGUAGAUCGCCCACUAUCGUUGCUGCGUAUUUAAUGCGCAAAAAUAAUAUGAAUAUGGAGAAAGCCUUAUGGAAAUUAAAGUCGAAGCGUAGACAAGUCAAUCCAAAUUCAGGCUUUUUGAAACAAUUACUCAAUUAUGAAAACCUACUAUAACAAUAACAAUAAUAACAAUAAUAGCAAUAGUAAUUAAAACCAAAAAGCAUUUUUAAAAUGGUUCGAUAAUAAGCUGCACCUUAAACUCAAAUGCUUCCUCAAAGUAGAAUUCUUCCAAUGGAUAGUAGAGUUAUUUUUUAGAAGUAACCUUCGCAAUAUAUACCAUAACCAUAUUACAAAUGA